Messenger RNA from Synchytrium microbalum, 1308 nucleotides. RefSeq lists its product as uncharacterized. The transcript is spliced from 6 exons. The coding region runs from base 1 to 1308 and encodes 435 amino acids. The record is from RefSeq and is a predicted model, not a curated record. Gene Ontology annotation, molecular function: sphingosine N-acyltransferase activity. Gene Ontology annotation, biological process: ceramide biosynthetic process. Gene Ontology annotation, cellular component: membrane. Lineage: Eukaryota; Fungi; Chytridiomycota; Chytridiomycetes; Synchytriales; Synchytriaceae.
AUGGUUCAAGCUGGGGGGUUUUUGUGGAGAGCAUAUUAUGUCGAGGACUUGGACUUUCUAUAUCUAGCAGCAUCUACGGGCGCAUUCCUGGUCUCGCAACAGGCGAUAUCUAGGCUCGUAUUGAAGCCAAUAUCGCACUACUUUGUCCCAUCGGCCCCUCCUUCCCCUCCAAUCCGGGACUUUGACUCGGCUAUCGACCUAGAAGAAUUAAACAAUAGCUCGUUCGCAAAACUACCUGACUCGGAACUAGAGUUGCCCACUCCACCGCCAUACGACUCAAUCAUAAACAAUAACGAUGGAAACAAGACUCCCCCUCGUCAGAACGGACACCAUCACCACAACCACAAUCAUCAUCAACAGGAUUUAGGUCAUCUAGUAGCCGCUGCUCUACCCGACCCACUCAACAUUGUCGACUAUGAAGUAAAGAGGCACACUCCCUUAAGACAUCGUAAACCAGCUACGUCACCAUCAAAAGCAUCCAAUGAUGCCAAUGGCGAUGAUGACGACGAUGAUCGUAAAGACAACAGCAAUCGUGAUAAGAAGGAGAGCAAGCUUAUGACAAAUGGGCUUCAUAACAACAACACUGCUCCAUUAACUGCCCCGAGUACUCCACCAGCAAUGGCUAGAAGAAAUCAAGCCAAAGCUAUUGUAGACGAUCGUAAAAAAUUCCAGGUUGCCGCUUGGAAACUCUGGUAUAGUACCUUUGUAUCAACCCUUGGACUCAUUGUCUUGUCACAAGAGUCUUGGGCUUUAGACCCUUCACAAUACUUUGUCGGUUGGCAAGAUAAGAUGGCGCCAAUGAGUGAUAUGAUGAAGGUUUACUAUGUUGUAUCAUUUGGAAACUAUGCGGCUCAAGCCAUAGCAAUCUUCUUUGAACCACGUCUCAAGGACUUUUGGCAAAUGUUUUGCCACCACAUCAUCACAUGUAAUUUGAUCUUCUUUUCAUAUUGGAUGGGUUUCUAUCGAGUGGGUUCUGUCAUUGUCUUGGUUCAUGACGUGUCGGACCCAUGGAUGGAAUUAGCAAAGUGUUUCCAUUACACAAAUAAUGAGCUGAUGGCCAAUGUCUUUUUCGCAACAUUUGCUGCUUGCUUUAUCUAUACUCGAAACUGGAUUUUUCCACGUUACAUCAUAUAUCCCAUAACUGAGGAUGGAUUUCCCCUUCCGAAUGGACCUGUACUAGGCGCCUUCAUUGCUGGACUCUGUCUUCUAGAGGCUUUGCAUAUCUUUUGGGCAACUUUGAUUGUUGGAAUGAUCAAGGAAGCCAUCACAUCUGGAGGAGUGCAAGGGGACACUAGGGAAGAUGAUUAG